Penicillium vulpinum is the source of this 1185-nucleotide messenger RNA. RefSeq names its product TatD family hydrolase. Lineage: Eukaryota; Fungi; Ascomycota; Eurotiomycetes; Eurotiales; Aspergillaceae. The transcript has a single exon. The coding region runs from base 1 to 1185 and encodes 394 amino acids. Gene Ontology annotation, molecular function: hydrolase activity, acting on ester bonds. The record is from RefSeq and is a predicted model, not a curated record.
AUGCUAGAGGACGAACCCUUCCCUUGGGACAUUGGCGUUCACGAUGCCCACUGCCACCCCACCGACACAUUGGCCUCGGUGGCCGACAUCCCGCAGAUGAAAGCGACAACACUGACAAUCAUGGCCACGCGCGGGGAGGAUCAAGGUCUCGUACAACAAACAGCCGUAUCACUCUCAGCCAAGACAACACAAUCAACAACAGACCGCGUAGUCCCCUGCUUUGGAUGGCACCCGUGGUUCUCGCACCAGAUCUUGGACGACACAGCACAGCCAACAGCUACACAGAACCCAGCCGAACACAAGUCCACACACUACGUCACUGUCCUAACGCCAUCUCCAGCAGAUGACCAGCCAUUCAUUGAUUUACUUCCUGUUCCCAAGCCCCUCUCAGAGCUAAUAUCUGAAACUCGGAACCGACUUCAGCAGUUCCCGAAUGCGCUAGUCGGCGAAGUCGGCUUAGACAGGUCAUUCCGACUCCCAAUCCCAUGGACUCUAAUAGAUAUCGACAACAGAGAUGACCAGCUUACCCCGGGCUCGCGCGAGGGCCGACGUCUCUCAAACUACCGCGUCAAGCCGGAACACCAGCGCACCGUGCUAAAAGCGCAGCUACAGCUAGCGGGAGAAAUGAACCGUGCCGUAUCGCUGCACAGUGUGCAAGCGCAUGGCGGGGUCUUCGAGGUCCUCAAAGAGCUCUGGGCAGGACAUGAACGGGUUGUGCUAUCGCGACGGAAGAGGGACAAGCAGCGGGAUGCACAAGGCGCCGUAUCCGACGAUGAAGAAGACGAAGACGAAGAUAAAACGCUGGACAGAUUUCAGCUUACCAGGGUAUCCGACCUCAAUGGGAAAUUGUAUCGGCCGUUUCCGCCUCGCAUCUGCAUGCACUCUUAUACUGGUUCGGUUGAGCCCAUUCGCCAGUUCUUGCAUCAGUCGAAUCCGUCAGAUGUUUAUUUCUCUUUCUCGAAACUUAUCAAUUUCUCCGGUCCUGCUGAGAAAAAGGUUGGCGAUGUUAUCAAAGCUUUGCCUGAGGACCGUAUCCUGAUUGAAAGUGAUCUCCAUGUUGCAGGUGCGCAGAUGGAUGAGAUGCUAGAAGAUGUGACCCGACAGGUUUGUAAACUACGUGGGUGGGAGUUGCGGCACGGUGUUCAGAUACUUGCAGAUAAUUGGCGGCGGUUUGUGUUUGGCUAG